GCGUCCCCGGAGCCACAGCUUGGUGGCAACCACUCCGGCCACUGUCUUGCCACAGGCGCAGAGGUUUCUGAGCCCAGUGUGGGCAGCGAAGGCUUUCCCGGCCAGAUGGCUGCACCUCAACAGGAGCCUGUGGACAGUGGCAGCCAGUGUGGGCAGUGCCUUGCGACACCCACAGAGGCGUCCCCGGAGCCACAGCUUGGUGGCAACCACUCCGGCCAGUGUCUUGCCACAGGCGCAGAGGUUUCUGAGCCCAGUGUGGGCAACGAAGGCUUUCCCGGCCAGAUGGCUGCACCUCAACAG
This is a messenger RNA of Symbiodinium sp. CCMP2592, 300 nucleotides long. The record is from the annotation of a GenBank genome assembly. Lineage: Eukaryota; Dinophyceae; Suessiales; Symbiodiniaceae.